Molecule: messenger RNA, 2135 nt
Organism: Erpetoichthys calabaricus (reedfish)
Lineage: Eukaryota; Metazoa; Chordata; Cladistia; Polypteriformes; Polypteridae
Gene: ids
Product: iduronate 2-sulfatase
Exons: 9
Coding region: 75-1718 (547 amino acids)
Molecular function (GO): iduronate-2-sulfatase activity
Source: RefSeq, a predicted model, not a curated record
GGAAGAAGACACAAAGCAGCGUGAGAAGCAGUGUUAUUGUAAUGCAUGCACUUUUUAAGGGGUGACAUGCCAGCAUGGUGAUCACCGAGUCUUGCGGAUGGUUCGCUCUUUGUGUUCACAUAUUACUGCGCUUUCAUCAUGUAGCUGGGGGAGCAGAUCAUGUAAAUUUCAAGACAGACCGACUGAAUGUGCUCCUUAUCCUUGCCGAUGAUCUUCGACCUUCAUUAGCGUGUUAUGGAGACACUGUUGUAAAAUCUCCCAACAUUGAUCAAUUAGCUUCCAAGAGUAUUAUCUUUCAGAAUGCUUUUGCACAACAAGCAGUGUGUGCUCCAAGCAGAACGUCAUUUUUAACAAGCCGCAGGCCAGAUACAACAAGACUGUAUGAUUUUAAUUCUUACUGGAGAGUGCAUGCUGGAAACUACACAACUCUUCCCCAGUACUUUAAAUCAAAUGGUUAUAUCACAAUGUCUGUGGGAAAAGUGUUUCAUCCAGGAAUUGCUUCAAAUCGCUCAGAUGAUUAUCCAUAUAGCUGGUCGGUUCAUCCAUAUCAUCCUUCAUCCCUUGCAUUUGAAAGGCAAAAGGUCUGUAGAGGUCCAGAUGGACAGCUUCAUGAAAAUCUGUUGUGUCCAGUAAAUGUUUCAGAAAUGCCUGAGAAAACUUUGCCAGAUAUACAGAAUACAGAGGAGGCUGUUCAACUUCUGAAAUCUGUGCACAACAAAAAAGACCCCUUCUUCUUAUCUGUGGGUUAUUACAAACCACAUAUCCCAUUCAGAUAUCCAGAGGAAUAUUUAAAGCUGUAUCCCAUAGAAAACAUGUCUCUGGCACCUGAUCCAGCAAUUCCAAGUGGGUUACCUUCUGUAGCAUACAAUCCCUGGACAGACAUUCGUGAAAGGGAAGAUGUUCAAGCUCUUAAUAUUAGCUUCCCUUAUGGUCCAAUCCCAAAACAUUUUCAGCUGAAGAUCCGUCAAAAUUAUUUUGCUGCUGUUUCCUUCCUUGAUGCUCAGGUUGGCCAGUUAUUGGGCACUCUAGAUGAUUUAGGACUCUCGGACAGUACAAUUGUGGUUUUUACCUCUGAUCAUGGUUGGUCUUUGGGCGAACAUGGAGAAUGGGCCAAGUAUAGCAACUUUGAUGUAGCAACUCGUGUACCGUUGAUUUUCUAUGCACCUGGUUUAACAUCACCUCAUCCAAAAUUUGGGCCAAGAACAUUUCCUUUUAUUGAUGCAUUCAGUUAUACACCAAACAGAAUCUCUAAAGGUAAUUCAGUUGAAAGCAUUGUGGAGCUAAUUGACUUGUUCCCAACACUUGCUGACCUGGCUGCUCUAGAAGUUCCUCCAUCUUGUCCUGAUCAAUCAUUCCACAUAGAUCUUUGUACAGAAGGCUCUAGUCUGAUGGAUUUUUUAAAUAUUAAUAAUGUUCAGAAUGACGAUGAGGCCAUUGCUUAUAGCCAGUAUCCACGGCCUUCGAACAUUCCACAGAAGAACUCUGAUCUUCCACACCUAGAAGAUAUUCGGAUUAUGGGUUACUCCAUACGUUCUGCAGAAUAUCGCUAUACAUUGUGGGUGGGUUUUGAUCCAUCCACAUUUCAUGCUAAUUUUCAGGACGUGCAUGCAGGGGAGCUCUACUUUAUUGAAAGUGAUCCUGAGCAGGAUUUCAAUAUGUAUAAUAGCUCUCUUCAUGCAGAUUUAUUCCAAAAGUUUUGGAAGCAUUUAAUACCAUGAUUUACUUGAUAAACAUUUUUUUUCUGUUCAUUUAUUAAAAUGUGCCUCUAAAUUAAUUGCACUCCACCCCAUCUUAUAAUGAAUGUCCCAGUCACUUAUUUUGAGGGUACAUCAGAUUAUGGUUUUAUGAAGGCUAAGAAAAACUGACUUAUUACAUUAAAUAUUCACGUGUGCUUUAUUCAAACCGUGGGUUGUUAACAGAUAUACAUGUAAAGGCCAAUUUAAAAGAACACUUAAAGUUGUCGGCGGGGGGAAUAUUUGAUUUGAAGAAAUAAUAAAAUCUGAACUGGUUUUAUUUUGAACUGCAAGGUAAGUGCAAUAUAAUUUUUGAUCUGUAUGCCUGUAAUUGUGGUAUAGUGCCGAAUGAUUUGAAUAAGCAACCACAUAACUACACAAUAAAGUCCUACCUAAAACUGU